This is a messenger RNA of Mus pahari (shrew mouse), 8673 nucleotides long. RefSeq names its product ELKS/RAB6-interacting/CAST family member 1 (gene Erc1). Gene Ontology annotation, molecular function: structural constituent of presynaptic active zone. Gene Ontology annotation, cellular component: cytoskeleton of presynaptic active zone. The record is from RefSeq and is a predicted model, not a curated record. The transcript is spliced from 21 exons. Lineage: Eukaryota; Metazoa; Chordata; Mammalia; Rodentia; Muridae. Bases 512 to 3874 code for a protein of 1120 amino acids. Gene Ontology annotation, biological process: regulation of synaptic plasticity; neuromuscular synaptic transmission; maintenance of presynaptic active zone structure.
GCGGCGGCUGUGGUAGUGUCGGCGGCAGGCUGUCCGGGAAGCAGUAGCAGCGACGGCAGCAGCAGCGGCGGCCCUGAGGAGAGGAAGGCGGCCGCGUCGGCAGCGGCUCGCUCGUCAGGCGGAACCUCGAACUGCCCGGAGGUCGCAGGCGCCGAGGCAUUUGUCGUUUCCUACCGGGCUCGGCGCUCCCGGCCCUGGCUGGGCAGGGCAGAGUGCCCCUGGGGAGGGGCGGAGCUGUAGUUCCAUGUUGUGCUUACAGCUUUUGUAAGAAGAGUGAGGAUUAAAGGGUCCUUGCAAUCUCUGUAUGCAGAUGUACAUGUAGCCAUUUGGAUAUACUCUGGAUUCUGAGUAAGAGAAUAUGGCAUAAGAUAUUUCUUCAAGAUUGGACAACUGCUGGCCUGCUACUUCUGUUAGCCUUAAGCUGACUUUAUAGCCACAGAGAAACCUCACAGAAUUGCAUUGUUGUUUUCUCCUUCAUACCAUUUCUGGCGCCUAAGUUCACCCUGCAACCAUGUAUGGAAGUGCUCGAUCAGUAGGGAAAGUGGAACCAAGCAGCCAGAGUCCUGGGCGAUCACCUCGGCUUCCUCGGUCCCCUCGCUUAGGUCAUCGGCGAACAAAUAGUACAGGAGGGAGUUCUGGAAAUAGUGUUGGAGGUGGCAGUGGGAAAACCCUUUCAAUGGAGAAUAUACAGUCCUUAAAUGCUGCCUAUGCUACAUCUGGCCCUAUGUACCUAAGUGACCAUGAAAACGUGGGUGCUGAGACCCCUAAAAGCACCAUGACGCUUGGCCGUUCUGGGGGACGCCUGCCUUAUGGUGUUAGGAUGACUGCUAUGGGCAGUAGCCCCAACAUAGCAAGCAGUGGGGUUGCUAGUGAUACCAUAGCAUUUGGAGAACAUCACCUCCCUCCUGUUAGUAUGGCAUCUACUGUACCUCACUCUCUUCGUCAGGCAAGAGAUAACACCAUCAUGGAUCUGCAGACACAGCUGAAGGAAGUAUUAAGAGAAAACGAUCUUUUGAGGAAAGAUGUGGAAGUAAAGGAGAGCAAAUUAAGUUCUUCAAUGAAUAGUAUCAAGACCUUCUGGAGCCCAGAGCUGAAGAAAGAGCGGGCCUUGAGAAAAGAUGAAGCUUCCAAAAUCACCAUUUGGAAGGAGCAGUACCGAGUUGUACAGGAGGAAAACCAGCACAUGCAGAUGACAAUCCAGGCUCUCCAGGAUGAGCUGCGGAUUCAGAGGGACUUGAAUCAGCUGUUUCAGCAAGAUAGCAGCAGUAGGACUGGAGAGCCUUGCGUGGCAGAGCUCACAGAGGAGAACUUCCAGAGGCUGCAUGCUGAGCACGAGAGGCAAGCCAAGGAGCUGUUUCUUUUGAGGAAGACCCUGGAGGAAAUGGAGCUGAGGAUUGAGACUCAGAAGCAAACCCUAAAUGCUCGGGAUGAGUCCAUCAAGAAGCUUCUGGAGAUGCUACAGAGCAAAGGACUUUCUGCCAAAGCUACAGAGGAAGACCAUGAGAGAACGAGACGGCUGGCAGAGGCAGAGAUGCACGUCCACCACCUAGAGAGUCUUUUGGAGCAGAAGGAGAAAGAGAAUAAUAUGUUGAGAGAGGAGAUGCACCGGAGAUUUGAAAAUGCCCCUGAUUCUGCCAAGACAAAAGCCUUGCAAACUGUUAUUGAAAUGAAGGAUUCAAAAAUUUCUUCCAUGGAGCGUGGGCUCCGAGACCUGGAAGAGGAAAUUCAGAUGCUGAAAUCAAAUGGGGCUUUGAGUAGUGAAGAGCGGGAGGAAGAGAUGAAGCAAAUGGAGGUGUACAGGAGCCACUCAAAAUUUAUGAAAAAUAAGGUAGAACAACUGAAGGAGGAGCUAAGUUCGAAAGAUGCUCAAGGGGAGGAGCUGAAAAAGAGAGCGGCUGGUCUUCAGUCUGAGAUUGGCCAGGUGAAACAGGAAUUGUCCAGAAAGGACACAGAAUUACUAGCCUUACAAACAAAGCUAGAAACUCUCACGAACCAAUUCUCAGACAGUAAGCAACAUAUUGAGGUGCUGAAAGAGUCCCUCACUGCUAAGGAACAAAGGGCUGCCAUCCUGCAGACUGAGGUGGAUGCUCUUCGAUUGCGUUUGGAAGAAAAGGAGACUAUGCUCAAUAAAAAAACCAAGCAAAUCCAAGAUAUGGCUGAGGAGAAGGGCACACAAGCUGGAGAGAUACAUGACCUCAAGGACAUGCUGGACGUGAAGGAACGGAAGGUCAAUGUUCUCCAGAAGAAGAUAGAAAAUCUUCAGGAACAACUAAGAGAUAAAGAAAAGCAAAUGAGCAGCUUGAAGGAGCGAGUCAAGUCUCUUCAGGCGGAUACCACUAACACAGACACGGCUCUGACAACGCUGGAGGAGGCCCUUGCAGAUAAAGAACGGACAAUUGAACGCUUAAAGGAGCAACGGGACAGGGAUGAGCGAGAGAAGCAAGAGGAGAUUGAUACCUACAAAAAAGAUCUCAAAGACUUGAAAGAGAAAGUCAGCCUAUUGCAAGGAGACCUCUCAGAAAAGGAGGCUUCUCUCUUGGAUAUCAAAGAGCAUGCUUCUUCCCUGGCUUCCUCAGGACUAAAAAAGGACUCACGGCUCAAGACCCUAGAAAUUGCUCUUGAGCAGAAGAAGGAAGAGUGCCUAAAAAUGGAGUCACAGUUGAAAAAGGCACAUGAAGCAACAUUGGAAGCCAGAGCCAGUCCAGAGAUGAGUGACCGAAUACAGCAGUUGGAGAGAGAGAUUUCCAGGUACAAAGAUGAAUCCAGCAAGGCCCAAACAGAAGUUGACCGUCUCUUGGAAAUCUUGAAAGAGGUGGAAAAUGAGAAGAAUGACAAAGAUAAGAAGAUAGCUGAGUUGGAAAGUCUCACCUCAAGGCAAGUGAAAGACCAGAAUAAGAAGGUAGCAAAUCUGAAACACAAGGAACAGGUGGAGAAGAAGAAGAGUGCACAGAUGCUGGAGGAGGCCCGCAGAAGGGAGGACAGUCUCAGUGACAGCUCUCAGCAACUGCAGGACAGUCUCCGUAAGAAGGAUGACAGGAUUGAAGAGCUGGAAGAAGCACUGAGAGAAAGUGUACAGAUAACUGCAGAGCGUGAAAUGGUGCUGGCACAAGAAGAAUCAGCCAGGACCAAUGCUGAGAAACAGGUGGAAGAGCUGUUGAUGGCUAUGGAGAAGGUGAAGCAGGAACUGGAGUCCAUGAAAGCUAAGUUGUCCUCCACCCAGCAGUCUCUGGCUGAGAAGGAGACGCACCUAACCAACCUCCGGGCAGAGAGAAGGAAACACUUAGAGGAAGUUCUGGAGAUGAAGCAAGAAGCUCUUCUGGCUGCUAUUAGCGAAAAGGAUGCUAACAUAGCUCUUCUAGAGCUUUCCUCUUCAAAGAAAAAGACCCAAGAAGAAGUGGCUGCACUGAAACGGGAAAAGGACCGCCUGGUGCAGCAGCUCAAACAGCAGACACAAAAUCGAAUGAAAUUAAUGGCUGACAACUAUGAUGAUGACCACUUGAGAUCCUCCCGUCCCAAUCAGACGAACCAUAAGCCCUCCCCAGACCAGAUCAUCCAGCCCCUCUUAGAACUUGACCAAAAUAGAAGCAAGUUAAAGUUGUAUAUUGGACAUCUGACAGCCCUCUGCCAUGACCGAGACCCCUUAAUCCUCCGUGGACUUACUCCACCAGCUUCUUAUAAUGUAGAUGGUGAGCAGGCAGCUUGGGAGAAAGAGCUGCAGAAGAUGACUCAGGAGCAGCUUCAGAACGAGUUGGAGAAAGUUGAAGGGGACAACGCCGAGCUGCAGGAGUUUGCCAACACCAUUCUCCAGCAGAUAGCUGAUCACUGCCCUGACAUCCUCGAACAAGUGGUCAAUGCCCUGGAAGAGUCCUCCUGAUGUGCUCCUGACAAGGAAGGUGACCAAGGAGCCAGAGAGGAGAACCUGAGGAACAGGUGUCUGAGCUGCCUCCACACCAGACCCUGCCAGCCGGAUGUGCCAGGCCAGCCAUCGGUGUCUGUCAUCAUACUCUGCCUUCUGCUUUGAAUGUUGCCUGCUCAAGUCGCCCUGGUCUCCAUGAAGAACUGCCCUUGGCAUCAGCAGUGGAGAGCUGCGAGCUGCACUCCGCCCUUCCAGGAACAGGAAGCCAGAAGCCACUCAGCUCAUCUGGAGCCCACUCAGAUUCUGUGCCCUGGGAGCUUGGAGCUGAAGCUUUAGCACGAGUGCUUUCUCCUCGGAGGGUCACAGGAGGAGGGAGGAGGUGACCAGGGACAAAGAGAAGAAUGAGCACUCCUCUCUGCGCCCGUGCUGCCCUCCUAUUCACCAUCAGGAGCCCCAGAUACAGGCCAGCCUCGUGCAGCUUAGCUCUCAGCCUGUUGCCUGUCUCACCUGCACUGCUUUUAGUUGACAGGAGCAGGAUGUUCACAGUGGUCACCCUGCUCACUCUUCUUUAAGUCCUUUGACCUUCCCAUGCUACAUUGGUAGGCUAAAUAUCUGACUGAAAAGAAGAAGGCUUAAUCUGUGGGGCCCUCUUGUCACUGCUUGCAGUUUUGCUCCUCAGAAGCUGUCCUGGAGGGCCAGGCCGAUUCCUCCUGAGCAUCACCCACAGUGUUCUCUGCUCCCAGCGUCUUGCCCCAAGCUGCUGCUGACCAGGGGUUGCUAGAGUGUGUGAUCCACUGCCCACCUUCUCGGCUUUACUCUCAAGGUACAACCACAGAGCCACAGCCUUGUACCUGCCUAGAAACUUAUUUUGGCACAACUGAGUUUGUCUUAGUGCACACGCAUUCCCUCCUCCAGUCAUUCAUUCAAAAGUAUGAAAUGCCUACUGUGUGCACAUCCCUGGAAAAGCCUCAGAUAGGGAUGGUGUGGAAGCCCUGUGAGACAUGCUCAGUUGAAUCAUGGCAGUGAACGCAUACCUUCUCCCUUCCUUCUUCCCAGACCAGCAUUCUUUGUUCUCCACCCUCAUGGCAUCUGUGGGCUUGGGUGAGCCAUCUCUCUCCCUGGAAAGUCCCAUUUGGUAGGUCAGGAUCUUUGCUGUCAGUGUUAUUACCCUGAAACAUGUUCAUUUGUGUCAGCUGCCUGCUUAACACACCUCAUGGACUUGGCCAUGCUGCACUCAGAUGCAGAGCCAGUUGAAUGUCUAGGCAUUUUUCAGAUCCCCCCAUCCCACCCCCAGGUGUAGAAGACAGCUAUCAGAUAGAGUCAGGCCCUAAGGGAGUGCAGCUCAUGUCUCGUUCUUCGUCUCUGAAAUAGAAGCAGACUCCUGACUCUGCUGUCUUCUGAUGAGAGGCUAAGGCCUCUCGGCCUGCGUCUCCCCUUCUGCCCAGUUACUCUCGAAGGAUUUUAAUGUUGCCCAGAAAUCUCUCUCACCCUCAACCUAGGACAUCAUACAGCCACUGCUGUCACAGUCACAGCCCUGGCUCCCCUUCUUCCCUGCCAUAGUGUUCCUUUGUGUGGGUUGCUGGAGAGAGUUCCUCGUGAGGGUUUGGGUGGGCUCUGCCAUGAACCUCUCGUGGAGGUGCUUUUGGAUUUCCCAGCCUGGUCACCAGGAAUAUGGAAAUUAGUCUAAAAAAUGAUAAUCAUUGCUGCUCAGUUCUCUCAAAUUUUUUAAUUGUCCCAUCCAUAAAUCCUUUAGAAGAUCCCAGUAUUUCAGGAUAGGAAGGUUAGGAUCUUAUUUUAUUCUCUUAACAUAAGGAACCACUACUUAGUGACAGCUUCACAGGCUACAGUGGAAAUCAGAAAACUUAGAAGGGUCCAGGCCCACAGGAGUAGCCUAGCACUACCACUGGACAGCUGCUGCUCCAGCCGUUCUGUGAGGGAUCACCACAGACAGGCCUCCUUACGCAUACCCAUUUGGUGUUCAUUAGCAGAAGUAUCAUCUGCUACCUUUACUAACUGCACAUGUGACCCACUCCACCACUUCCUUCUCCAUCAGGUCCCUCCAGAGAGGCUGCGGGAACCCUGCAGGACACAGGCUUAUAGAGAAGGCAGGUUUGUAAGGCAGACUUUGCCUGAUCUCUGCACUGUAGCAAAGGCUUCUCCUCCUCCGGGAGUGAGUGACCCGGCGACUCAAGUGCUUCUGGAGACUGGAGCUAAAGUUGAACCAUAAAUGUAGUCUUUGUGGUCUUUGUGUUAGGCAUAGUUAAUAGGGUAUCUGGCAUUGGGAUCCUACUGACUACCAUUCAUUAAGUCCAUAUUUACUAAAUGCAUAACUGCCAUUGCACUGUGACAUGUCAUUCCAUGACUGUCUGCAUGCACAUGAUCCUUAAGGUAGCUGGCCCUGAGAGCUCGCUGCAGCUUGGCUGAGAUCAUCCCUGUCUCUUCAUUCCAUCGUCAAGCCUCAUAGCCUUCGCACCUAAGGUAAAGGUGGCCUCCCCCAGGCCUUCCUCACUGGCCUCCCCCCAGGUCUUUGAAGAAGGGUCAAAGCAAGGCUGUGUCACUAUGUAGGGUAUGAUACCCACAGGCCUAAGUCCCAGAAGACCCCUAUGUCAGCAGUGUCUACCCCAAGUGACAUCAUAAAGAUGACAGUAGGAAAAGAGGGCUGGAAGCCAACCUGGGGCUCUCAGCUCUGCAUGCCUAAGUAGACUCUGUCCCCGGCCCUCAUUGGUUGACUGGGAUUAGCAAGUACUCACAGACAUUUAAGAUGGAGAAGUCAAGAGUGGGCUUUAGCAACUCAGCAGUUCGGAGGGGCUCCUGCAGUUCCUGCCAGCCUUUAUUCUCACACUUGAGAAGACCUGAGUGUACCUCUUCCUCACCAGUGGGCUUUAGAAGCCCAAGGAGAGCAGACUGGAACAAGACCACCAAUGGUGUUGGAGGUCAUGCUGUGGCUGGCCGUGUCCUGUCCCAUCUGUUUGGCCUCCUGGGAAGAAUGCGUUGGCUCCAUUUCUUUCCCAGGAGAGAUGAAGUCAGUCCAGAUGGUUCUCACGUACUACUGUCCUGUCCUGCCCUCCCCUCCGCUGUUGACACUGGGACUGGCUUGGCACCACACCCUCCUAUGUGACUGAAGUACAGACUCAUUGGCCUCCCUCCAGGUCUUUGAAGAAGGGUCAAAGCAAGGCUAUGUCGCUCCGUAGGAUGUGAUACCCACAGGCCUAAGUCCCGCCAGACCCUAUGUCAGCAGUUUCAGUAACUCUCGAGUCUGCCUCACCUCCUGCCUGCAGAGUCCAGAGUCAUGGGAAAGGAGCCAGAGGGAUGAGGCUGCACCACAGGCCUGUUGGGCACCCACCGUCACUGCCAGUCUCAGAGAUUCUGACUGUUUAAAGACAUGUUCUUCCUGUGAACCAAGAGGACGUUCAGGGAAAAAGAAAACAUAUUUUACCUGGGGAUCCUUCUGAACAAAAUGGCUGUCUGUACUCUUUUUAACCAGAAACGUUCCAAACUUUUUAGUGUCAAAAUUGUAACCAAGUGUCUCCUGAUUCUUCCCAAUGUGCUUGGCAAGUGCUGUGACCCUGUUGUAGGUAUUUCUCCUCCUGCCUCUUCUGAGGGAGAAGUGAUUUUAGGGGUUGAUUGGAGGGAGCCAGUGUCUGGCUGGCUCCUGCCACCUCUCUUGUUUCUCUGCUUGUUGAUAUUGUUCGUGUGACUCAGAGAACGGGGCAGUUACAUUGUGUCCAUUGUUGAGAAUAUUAAAAUAUUAAAACAGUAGUUAUAGAACUAAAAAAUUAAAGAGCUGUGUUUUAAAAGAUGCAAACCCAUCAAUAUCAUGUUAACAAAGGAAUUCAAGCUAUGGGCAGCCUAGCUCCUCCCCCCCAGGUCGGUGUGGUGGUAGCCAGGUCAGCCCUUGGGGGACACAUUGACCACACCUGAGUUAGGUAACUGCCUGGGAACAAGAAUCUGGGGCUCAGUUGUGUCAGGGUUUUCUCUACACCCUCAGGACCUCUGGGUAGGGGUUUCAAAGUUGGUGACUCCAGAACCACCCUCACCCUCACAUUGGAUCAAGCCUCGUGUGCCUAGUGCUAUGUUGUAACCUGGGCUUGGGCCUGGAGCCCCUGCUUGCAAGGCCACAGGACCUCUUCCUGCCCACUUGGUGCUAUCUCAUUAUGACCAUCUAUCAGGGCAGCCUGGGCUCCUGGAACCUGUGGGCCAGGUGCCAUGGGUGGCCCUCAAGAGCUUAGCUCUCUCUGGCUCCUGAUCCUAGAUUUUUUUUCCUUUGAAGCUUUUUAGACCCAGACUCUCUUGGCUCCAGAGAUGUCGGAGUCAGGGAAGGAAAUGAGCCAGGCUGAGGCAAGGAGAUCCACCCCUAUGCCACAGUGAGCACACCAGCCCAGCCCCUUUCCCACCACACCAGUAUUAAAGCAUCUAGUCCCACCUGAGGCACAUGCCAUUCGGUGGCCCAGUUGCCUAGUGCAGACUAGAAACCUAGGACAGGGAUGGGGAUAUUUCUCUGCACCCCUACUUCAGAAGAGGCAUGUUGCACUUUAGUGGGGAACCCAGAACAUUGGGCACUGGCUUCCUGUAGCUUGAGUCCCUGUAGAUAGCCAUGGUGGCAGCCUGAUGGCUUGUGUGAAGCAGCUGCAGCUGCUAUCAGCUGUGCACAUGUGUGCAGCUCCUAGAGUCAAAUUGCCGGCCUGAUGAUGACAUCUCAAAGAUGUAUUCUGUUCAACUUUGCCUUGGUAAUUACUGUAAACACUUUGUUCAAUUUUUUUUCUUUUUUUAUUCACAAACUAAAUCCAUCAGGAAAUUAUAAACUUAUUUAAAAACUG